AUGAAAUUAUUCCGUUUAUCCUGUAUCGUACUGAUUGCGAUCCUGGGCCUGAGUGCCUGUAAGUCCACCAAGAAUGCUACCGCCCGUGCUACGAAGAUCGAGCGCCUGUAUCAUGACCUGAAAUCAACGUUGAAAGAUGCCGAUGUUUCUUACACCAAAAGAGGAGGCGUAAAAGUUGUUUACCCUGAAAUAGCUACGUUCGACUUUAAUAAGGAUGUUAUUAAAUCAGAGGCUUACGGUUCGUUCAAAAGCUUUGCUUCGCUGCCUAAAGAUUACCCAACACUUGACAUUGUAGUGAAAGGCUAUACCGAUAAUAUUGGUACUGAUGAAGUAAACCUGAACCUGUCUCAACGCCGGGCUGAUAACAGUAAAGCGAUAUUGGUACAGAAUGGGGUGAAUGGAUCGAGGAUCUCUACCAAGGGAAUGGGCAGCAAACGCCCGGUGGCCAGCAAUAAUACGGAUCAGGGGCGCCAGUCAAACCGCCGCGUUGAAUUCCUGAUCUAUGAUUAA
Messenger RNA from Ostertagia ostertagi, 510 nucleotides. The record is from the annotation of a GenBank genome assembly. Lineage: Eukaryota; Metazoa; Nematoda; Chromadorea; Rhabditida; Trichostrongylidae.